Messenger RNA from Rhizophagus irregularis DAOM 181602=DAOM 197198, 999 nucleotides. Lineage: Eukaryota; Fungi; Glomeromycota; Glomeromycetes; Glomerales; Glomeraceae. The record is from RefSeq and is a predicted model, not a curated record.
AUGUCCGUCCCUUCUUCACAAUCAACUGUCCUUCCAGCUUCUUCUCCUCUAAUAAUAACGUCAGCAUCAAACCUUACAUCAGACGAAAAGCAGAAUCUUCUUUUUGAUGUAGACCGUGCUUUAGAAAUUCCAAUGGAGGUUUUAACGAAGAGUGGUGGCCCUUCUUCAAAUGUAGUUCAAGUAGAAAGACAUAAAAAUUCCCCCAACCACACUCAUUCUUUAUCAGAAAUCGAUAGAUUAAAACGGCCAAAAGCUAUUAGAAGCUUAGUUGAAAUAGAAGCGGUUAAAAAUUAUUCAGCUCCAACAAUCACAUCUGCCGUUAAGGAAUACGCAACGUUGGAGUUAGGUCUUAGUGAACCUGCGCGCGAGCUGAAGCGCAAAGAAGUAGCGAACAUCAAAUAUAAAGUUCGCGGGCCUGCAGAAACUUAUCUUAUUGGAAAUCCAAACUUAAAAUUGGAUAUUUCGGAUUCUAUUUCUUAUUUAACGGAGCAGGGAUAUCAUAUCGAAAAGUACUGCAUCUCUCAACGGUCUAUCAGAGUCACUUCAACGAAUUCGCUAGAAUUUUUUCAUAGUGAAUUAAAGAAAACAACAUCUUCAUCACAUGGAUUGAUCGGUGCCGCUCACAAAGUUGUCAAUGUUGAAAGUGCAUCUUUUGAUUUUCGUAUCAAGAAAAUAUCCGCGUAUGGUGUUGAUGUUGAUAUUCUUGAAGAAAUCCAAAAGUUCCCAUUUCCAUUUCAACAAUUAAUCAUUAGAGAAGCCUGUGCUGUGAUGAAUAGACUUGAAAAAGAAAAAAAAGUUCCUUUUAUGAAGAAAUUUUUGAAAGAGUUGGAUAGAAAAUAUGGUGCAAAUAAAUUUACAUGUUAUUUGCAAAAAUUUGAGGAGGAGGAAAUUCGGGUUAACCAAUUAUUUAGAUUAUCUGAUGCAGAGUAUAAUUUAAUAGGUAUAUCAAAAAUUGGUAUUAGACAAACAUUACGUGAUGAGUCAAAGAAAUUUGAAUAG